Arachis stenosperma is the source of this 1478-nucleotide messenger RNA. Its product is annotated as wax ester synthase/diacylglycerol acyltransferase 4-like. The record is from RefSeq and is a predicted model, not a curated record. Gene Ontology annotation, molecular function: long-chain-alcohol O-fatty-acyltransferase activity; diacylglycerol O-acyltransferase activity. Gene Ontology annotation, biological process: triglyceride biosynthetic process. Lineage: Eukaryota; Viridiplantae; Streptophyta; Magnoliopsida; Fabales; Fabaceae. The transcript has 5 exons. Gene Ontology annotation, cellular component: plasma membrane. Bases 16 to 1431 code for a protein of 471 amino acids.
UACAGAGGAACAAGUAUGAAAAAUGAUUUUGAUGAGGAAGAAAUUCCAGCAGAGCCUGUGAGUCCAACUGGGCAAUACUUGAACAGCACUUCAUUGUGUGUUUACAUUCUCGGUGUCUUGGAAUCUGAUGUUCCAAUCGAUGAUAGCCACACUCUUUCACUGCUUCAACAUGUUUUUCUCCCCAUCAACACACGCUUCUCUUCCAUCAUGACAAGGGACAAAAAUGGAGAGAAAAAAUGGAUGAAGGUUGAAGUGAAGCUAGAGGAUCACAUAAAGGUACCCAAAUUUCCCAAUGAAAAAUCAUCAUCAUCAUUAUUAUUAUAUGAUGAAGAUGUUGAUGAAUAUAUGUCCAAAAUAGCAAUGGAAUAUUUACCACAGAAUAGGCCACUUUGGGAAAUUCACAUAAUCAAAUACCCAACAAGAAAUGCAGCUGGCACAUUGGUGUUCAAACUUCACCAUGCACUUGGUGAUGGUUACUCUCUAAUGGGUGCUCUUCUUUCAUGCUUGCAAAGACUUGAUAACCCUAAUCUUCCAUUCACACUCCCUUCAAGUAAUAAAAAAUUAUUACCCAAAUCUUCAACAAUUUUCAAAAAUAAUAUUUUCUCCUCUGCAUUCCACUCUAUGUCUGAUUUUGGAUGGAGCAUAUUAAAAAGUAGUUUGGUUGAAGAUGAUCACACACCAAUUAGGUCUUGUGGUGAAGACAACAAGCUUAGGCAAGUUACCAUCUCAAGUGUCACUUUUUCAUUUGACCACAUCAAAGAAGUCAAAUCUCUACUUGGAGUGAGCAUAAACGACGUGCUAGCUGGCUUAAUUUUCUUGGGCAUUCGACUGUACAUGCAAGACAUUGAUCUGAAAUCAAGAAAUUCUCAGUCCACAGCACUUGUUUUGUUCAAUACAAGAAACAUAAGAGGAUACAAAUCUGUUAAGGAAAUGGUUGAAAAGAGUAACAACAAUGGUGCUUCGUGGGGGAACAGAUUUGCAUUCUUGCAUGUUCCAAUUCCAGAAUUAAGUGAUUCCAAAUAUGCAAACCCACUUGAGUUCAUAUGGGACGCUCAGAAAGAGAUUACUAGAAAGAAAAGUUCUUGGGCUACUCCUCUUACUGCCAUGUUCUUAAAUAUGGUCAAGAGACUCAGGGGCUCUGAGGCUGCGGCUAGAUACGUGCAUAGCACACUGAGGAACUCAAGCACCACUGUUUCAAGCAUCAUUGGGCCAGUGGAACAAAUGGCUUUGGCUAAUCAUCCAAUCAAAGGUUUAUAUUUUAUGGUAGUUGGUCCACCAGAGAGUCUCACCAUAACUAUCAUGAGCUACAUCGGAAAGCUAAGAAUUGCAUUUGGAUUGGAAAAGGGGUUUAUGGACAAGGAAAAAUUCAAAUUGUGUAUGGAAAAAUCUCUUGAGAUGAUAAUUUCAGCAGCAAGAAAUAUUUCUACGUAAAAUCGGAGAAAGACAUGCAUGACGAAGCUCCGGUCCACAAUAUUCCU